This is a messenger RNA of Eremomyces bilateralis CBS 781.70, 681 nucleotides long. RefSeq lists its product as uncharacterized. The transcript has a single exon. The record is from RefSeq and is a predicted model, not a curated record. The coding region runs from base 107 to 499 and encodes 130 amino acids. NCBI's taxonomy places the organism in Eukaryota, Fungi, Ascomycota, Dothideomycetes, Eremomycetales, Eremomycetaceae.
UACCUGGAGGCUUAGGGAUUACGACGGAUGCUUAUAGGCCGAGUGGGAGACCUUUGAUAGGAGUGUCGGAUGCCGUUCUGGGGAAGGUGGAAAUGAUGAUUCACUUAUGAUCUCGUCGUUGAUGCGAGACAUUCACAAAUCAACAACGCUGGAGUUCUCUCUCCGGUCUCUGCAAGCCACGCCUCCAUGUCCCGCGCAAAGUCGCCAUACAUUCCAAGUCCCAAGUCCCAAGAGACAUUCACGUACCGCGACCAAACCAUAUGACCUGGUGACCAUGGCUUCCUCUAGCUCCGUUCCUCGUCUCCGCACUCUAACAGCUCCUUCGAACGGAGCCGGACCCAGAAUCACGAACGCACAUCUUCACUUGAUGCGUCUUCUCAGGAUAUCCACUCCGUUUCAGUUUUCAGUUGUCACCCAUGACGAAACCAUACGCUUAGCAAAUGCCCUUACUGGGUACUUCAGCAGGGGAGAUCAUAGUCUCAAUGAUGAUGCGGGGUGAGCUUGCGUAUGCGUAGUGUGCAGGACGCACCAAUUCAGAGUCCAUAAUUAGCUUUGGGGCGAUGACCGAGUCAGCGUGAAGACUGGAGACUGAAGAAUCGCAAGCUUCCCCGCCCCAACAGGCAACAACGCUCCCUACACGAAAAGCGCUGCAGUCCUGCAGGCGUGGCUGCACCGCAUCAG